Molecule: messenger RNA, 4108 nt
Organism: Colossoma macropomum (tambaqui)
Lineage: Eukaryota; Metazoa; Chordata; Actinopteri; Characiformes; Serrasalmidae
Gene: ccdc47
Product: coiled-coil domain containing 47
Exons: 13
Coding region: 129-1586 (485 amino acids)
Biological process (GO): endoplasmic reticulum calcium ion homeostasis
Cellular component (GO): endoplasmic reticulum
Molecular function (GO): calcium ion binding
Source: RefSeq, a predicted model, not a curated record
UUGAGCAAUGAGCAUGGGACGCGGCCCUCGCUAGCAGAAGACGGUCGAGCUGUGAAAUACUGUUGACCCAAGCAAGAAACGCCUGAGAUAUAACGUUAAAAUACAAGACAAGUUUUGAAGGCUGAGCCAUGCGGAGCUGUCUGUUGCUGCUCCCUGCCCUACUGCUGCUGCUGACGCUGCCUGACACCAGGGGGCGCUACAAUGACGAGUUUGACGAUGGCGAGGACCUAGCUGAGUUUGAUGAUAACGAUUUUGCUGAGUUUGAGGAUGUUAACGAGGACCCAACAGUGGAGGUGGAAAGUGAGCCUCCACCAAAGCCAGCGCCGUCGUCCACACCCGUAGAAGACGAUGAGGAUGAAGCCACAGUGGAGAUUGAGGACGGGCAAGAUGAGUUUGAGGAUGCAGAUGCACAGGAUCAGGACGUGUACAGCAAGUAUGACAAAGACGAGUUUGAGGGUUACGAGAAGACCAACCCGCCCUUCAAGGACAACCUCAUCUAUCCAGUGGUCCCAGCACAUCUCCAGAACAGCUGGGAGAGCUACUACAUGGAGAUCCUGAUGGUUACAGGCCUCCUGGCCUACAUCAUGAAUUACAUCAUUGGCAAAAACAAAAACAGCAGACUGGCUCAGGCUUGGUUCAACUCCCAUAGGGAGCUGUUGGAGAGCAACUUUGCUCUCGUUGGUGAUGAUGGCACAAGUAAGGAAGCCACCAGCACAGGCAAGCUGAACCAGGAGAAUGAACACAUCUAUAAUCUGUGGUGCUCAGGACGCGUCUGCUGUGAAGGCAUGCUCAUUCAGCUCAAGUUUCUGAAAAGGCAGGACCUGCUGAAUGUGCUGGCCAGGAUGAUGAGGCCAACCUGUGAUCAAGUGCAAAUCAAAGUGACUCUGAACGACGAGGACAUGGACACUUUUGUGUUUGCUGUGGGCAGUCGUAAGGCCAUGAGCCGGAUGCAGAAGGAGAUGCAGGACCUGAGUGAGUUCUGCGGGGACAAGCCCAAGUCGGGGGCGAAGUACGGCCUCCCUGACUCUCUGGCCAUCCUAUCGGAGAUGGCUGAGGUCACGGAUGGAGUGAUGGACACUAAGAUGGUACAUUACGUCACCAACCAUGCCGACAAGAUUGAGUCCAUCCAUUUCUCGGACCAAUUUUCUGGUCCAAAAGUUAUGCAAGAGGAGGGCCAGCCCUUAAAGCUCCCUGAGACCAAGAAAACGCUGCUGUUUACAUUUAAUGUGCCUGGGAUGGGUAACACAUCUCCCAAAGACAUGGACAGCCUGGUUCCCCUGAUGAACAUGGUGAUCUACAGCAUCGACAAAGUCAAGAAGCUGCGCCUCAACAGAGAGGGGAAGCUGAAAGCAGAUCGUAACCGUGCCCGUGUGGAGGAGAACUUCCUGAAGCAGACUCACGCUCAAAGGCAGGAGGCAGCGCAGACGCGCCGGGAGGAGAAGAAGAGAGCGGAGAAAGAAAGGAUCAUGAAUGAGGAGGACCCUGAGAGACAGCGCCGCCUAGAGGAAGCUGCUCAGCGUCGAGAGCAGAAGAAACUGGAGAAGAAGCAAAUGAAGAUGAAGCAAAUUAAAGUGAAAGCCAUGUAAAAACAAAUCUCACACCCCACUUCCACAGCUCCUGGCAUCUAAGAGAAUGUACCCACUACUUCCGUUGCUCCUGCCUGACACCUGUAGACUCUUGGCUUCUUAUAAGAAUGUGCAUCAUUUGAGUCGCUGCUGCUCUACCCACAGAAACAUUGUCCAGACAGGAUAACAAAAUUAGUUUUUAAUAAACGUUUGUGAAAAAUUGUAACGGUGACCUAGAAAAACUGCACAUAAACAGUAGGAAUAAGUGCACUAUUGUGCAGUAUUUUGCUUGGUGAGUGCCAGUCCAGGAUCAGUACUCCACACUCCUGCCCUACUCCUGCUUAUUCCUCUUAAAAUUUGCCCUUUCUUUAUCAAAGGUAUCAAUAAUUCGUAAGAAAUAUGGAAACAAAUUUAAGCUGUUGAAUUUCAAAUUUGUGUAUGUAUGAAAAUUUGUCAGAUUUGCAGAAAUCUCCAGGUAUAUUUCUGUUGGCUCUCCUGUAGCUCAAUAUUGGCCAAAUCCAUGAUCCAUGGUUUCAUGCAGCACAAACAACAAAUUCUUAUCCAGCACUCUUUACACUACGUGGCUGCGGUGUUCUUCCAAUGUGCUUGUGCAGUACAGCAUUUCUGCAUCACCCAGACAUUUCCAUUUGAUAUUGAUUGAACUAGACGACUUAAAGGAGCACUCCAGCAUUUUUUUUUCAACCUUUGCGUCUAUCGUACAGUCAGUUACCAUGAACAAUGAUUUGGACGCAUUUCCUUGUACUGAAGCCAAAAACACAGACUCAGAACUCGCUAAUUAUAGAAGUCACUGGGUAGUUGUUGAAUUCUGUGUAUAAAUGCUUGAUAUAUGUAACUAUUCAAUGUGAAUUCUUAACUGCAACACUUGUUAUGGGUCUUAGGAUGAGGCAGACAUAAGUGUUUUUUUUUGUUUUUGUUUUUGUUGUUUUUUUAAGUUUUAUCUGACUUUCCCCACAUUGGAACACCACCGUACCACAAAAAAGCUUUCCCUUAAUUUUCUGUUAACCAUGGCAAUCGAAUGGAGCCUGUGAAAACUCUGUCCACGACCCUACACUGGUAACAAAUCAGUCUGGAAAACUAGUUCCAUCUCUGAAAAAACAAAUUCUACAGAUUGACAAUUUACAUUAAAGAUGCAAAAACUAUAUAGUUUUGAUUUACUGACAGAAGUCAACAGGGAAAUAAAUUGCGCUCCAUGGUAACUGACUGUAUAAUGCAGAUGUGGCAGAUGGAGACUAGGUUGGAAAAAUGCUGGAGUAUUCCUUUAAAGCAGGGGUCGCCAGCCCUUGUCCUGGAGAUCUACUUUCCUGCAGAGUUUUGUUCCAACCUGCAUCUAAUGCAUCUAAUCCAGCCAAUCAGAGGCUUCUGUAGUGGCUAAUUAGCUGGAGCAGUUGUUGCAGAUUGUGUUUGCAACUAGACUCCGCUGGAAGGUAGAUCUCCUGGACCCGGGUUGGUGCUCACUGCUUUAAAGCAGUGGUUCUCAAACUGAUUCUCAGGGUCCCUCCAGAAGAUCCACAAUUUUGCUCCAAUCCAACUACCAGCACAUAAGGGCUAGAGCAAAAAUGUGGACCAUCUGGGGGUCCCUAAGGACCACUGCUUUAAACCACUCAAACUGUGCAGGGGAAAGAGAUAUCGCCCUUUCAUAUCAGAGGCUGAUGCUUCUUCAGUCUGUGCUGUUCUCAUUCUCCUACCCUUGUCUCGGAGCUGUAGCUAUGCUGCUUUUAAUAGCUGUUUCUGGGGGCUUUUAAACAGAAACUGGGUGGGCAAGGAAGCACAUGCUGUGUUUUUUGUAAAAAUGCUUCCCUCUCCUUUUUUUGCAAGUCCUCUUUUAUACACAAAUUAUACUUAAUUAAACGAAUAAAGACUCAGCAUGUCAGCUUGUCAUUGUUGAGCCAAUGCAAUCUGUAUAUGUAUUUAAUAUAAGUAACAUUUUUUUAAUUUAUCUUUUAAGUGUGCGGUUAAUCUCGGCAUUGCACGGAUGUGUUCACGCCGGCGCUUAUGAGAGACCCUUCAACCUUUUUCUGUAACAUUUUGUCUUUCUUCAGAGACAGCGAGCAAUCCUAAAUAAAACGUGCACUGAACAAUUUAACUACAGCAACCUGUUCUUUUAUCGUCUUAAUCUUUUGUUGGGACAGAUUACACUGCUAUUAAGGUACCAGUAAGUAGCUUCUCAGUUGCACUUGGGCAGUGCAGGUUGCGCAUGGUCCAGUGCAGCUUCACAGAAUCCUUAUCUACACUUCAGGCCAGUUUUCUGAAUAUGGAUUUGUUCUAAGCUGUAAUUUCAGUUGUGAAUCACGAUUGGAAGCCCUACUUGGUCUAAACAGUGUCGCGUGGUUGAGGUUGUCUUCCAACUCAUUUGCGUUUCCACAUGCUUAUCUAUACUGAUUUAUUUUUUUGUUUUUUUGUUUUCCCCCAUUUGUCUCUAUUGCAAAGUACCUUGUCCUCUCUGAACACCUCUAAAAGCUUGGGUCAUGUCUUUAUAUCUUCUGAAGUUGCCCUGUUAAAUUAAAGUGACUUUAAAAGCUGCA